AAGUAGUUCAGAACUACUCUGAUACGUAAAGCCCUUUCCUCACAGCCACUUCAAGAUACACGCUGGGUCCUCUGUCGAGCAUGGAGUCGACAUUACCGCCAUUGAAUCCUCUGCUAAAAGUCUCCGGGAAGCGGACUUGGGACGUCUUUGCAUCGUGCCCAGAUGAUAGCAUGAAGGAUGACGAGAAGAGUGCUCGCAUACGUCUGUCUGUCAAAAUCAACGACGAGUACCGGGACGUGAAGGAGCUGCCUGCACCACUACUCACCCAGCAAGGCCAGGUGGGUCCUGCAAGGCCAAAAGAGCCGAGGAAGAUGAUCACUGCCGGCUCGACCCCAGAUGCCUCACUCAUAAUUGCCCAAAUAGACAACACGCCCACACAUACCCCAUCGACAUUUACGUCUAACUCGAGCCUCACAAAAGCGCUUCAGCUGCACAAGACAACACGGACGAUCAAGCCAACAUACCACCCACCGUGGAAGCUCAUGCGUGUCAUCUCGGGGCACCUGGGCUGGGUACGGAGUGUUGCUGUGGAACCGGGCAACAAGUGGUUCGCGACGGGUGCGGGGGACCGUGUCAUCAAAAUUUGGGAUCUGGCGUCGGGCGAGCUGAGGUUAUCGCUGACGGGACACAUAUCGACGGUGCGAGGACUUGCGGUAUCGUCGCGGCACCCGUACCUAUUCUCGUGUGGAGAAGACAAGAUGGUCAAGUGCUGGGAUCUGGAGGCAAACAAGGUAAUUCGGCACUACCAUGGACACCUGUCCGGGGUGUAUGCAUUGAGCCUGCACCCAACACUCGACAUUUUAGUUACUUCAGGCCGUGAUGCGUCCGCACGAGUAUGGGACAUGAGGACGAAGGCGCAGAUCCACGUUCUCGCUGGGCACACUGCCACUGUUGCGGACGUCAAAUGCCAAGAGUCCGACCCACAAGUCAUCACUGGUAGUAUGGACUCGACUGUUAGACUAUGGGAUCUCGCGGCAGGGAAGACUAUGGUCACCCUGACGCACCACAAGAAGUCGGUCCGUGCGCUAGCGAUACACCCAACGGAGUACUCCUUUGCAUCCGCUUCUGCUGGCGGUAAUAACAUCAAGAAGUGGAAGUGUCCGGAGGGCACCUUCGUCUGUAACUUUAGCGGGCACAAUGCCAUCAUCAACACACUCUCGGUCAACUCUGAGGGCGUCCUUUUCUCCGGAGGCGAUAACGGAACCCUGACGCUCUGGGACUACAACACUGGCACUGCGUUCCAGAACAUGGACGAUAUCCCGCAACCAGGCUCUCUCGAAGCAGAAGCUGGUGCCUUCUGCUCGACAUUCGACGUCACGGGCACGCGUCUCAUCACCGGUGGCGCUGACAAAACCAUCAAGAUCUAUGCGGAACAGCCACCUCAGCAAUAGUUGCGAUUUUAAUGUAUUACAUGAGUCUAUACUGUGCUGUACGCUACUUCCUUCAUUAAGAGUGACUAUCCGCGGU
This is a messenger RNA of Phanerochaete carnosa HHB-10118-sp, 1467 nucleotides long. RefSeq lists its product as uncharacterized. Lineage: Eukaryota; Fungi; Basidiomycota; Agaricomycetes; Polyporales; Phanerochaetaceae. The transcript is spliced from 6 exons. Bases 81 to 1391 code for a protein of 436 amino acids. Gene Ontology annotation, biological process: mRNA splicing, via spliceosome. The record is from RefSeq and is a predicted model, not a curated record. Gene Ontology annotation, cellular component: Prp19 complex; precatalytic spliceosome; catalytic step 2 spliceosome. Gene Ontology annotation, molecular function: protein binding.